UCACCGUACAAAACUUUAUUCAACGGCCCUAGUUUUUGAUCCAAACCGACUGAAACAAGCUCCCGUCCUCUCUCUCUGUCCCCCCUACUCCAUACCCAACCGAAUCUCGAAUCCCUCGAUGUUGACAACACUCCAAUCCUCGAUCUCUCUCUGAAUCCAACUCACUUAGCACCCCCAAAUCGAUCUUCGCGUGUUUCAGCGGACAUGGAAAUGCCUUCGAUCUCUUCGAGUCCCCGUACUGUCGAAGAGAUCUUCAAAGACUACAGCGGUCGUCGCGCCGGCGUCAUUCGGGCUCUCACAUUCGAUGUCGACGAGUUCUACUCACUUUGCGAUCCAGAGAAGGAGAAUUUGUGUUUGUACGGACAUCCGAAUGAGACCUGGGAAGUGACGCUACCGGCGGAGGAAGUUCCGCCGGAGCUUCCGGAGCCAGCAUUGGGGAUCAAUUUUGCGAGGGAUGGAAUGAAUCGGAAAGACUGGCUGUCGCUGGUGGCUGUGCACACUGAUUCCUGGUUGCUUUCUGUUGCUUUCUAUUUUGGAGCUCGCCUUAAUCGCAAUGAGAGGAAACGUUUAUUUAGCUUGAUAAAUGAUCUUCCUACCACAUUUGAAGUCGUAAAAGAGAUGAAGCCUGUAAAGGACAAGCCAAGUAUGGAUAGCGGAAGCAAAUCCAAAAUCAGCACUAAGAGAUCAAGUGAUGGACAGUCAAAAAACAAUCUGAAGCUAUAUGAUGAGAGUUAUGAGGAGGAUGAAGAUGAACACGGUGAAACCCUUUGUGGGAGCUGUGGGGGAAAUUACAGCGGUGAUGAGUUCUGGAUAGGCUGCGACAUUUGUGAGAGGUGGUUCCACGGCAAGUGCGUAAAAAUAACACCAGCCAAGGCAGAAAAUAUCAAGCAGUACAAAUGCCCGUCUUGCAGCACAAAGAAGAGCAGGCAGUAGUGGCUGAAUCAAGCUUUUGGAUGGGUUAACCUGAUUGUUUAGUUGACUAUUAGGGGCUCUAAACCAGUUCCGUUGUCUAGUAAAGCUUCUUGUCCUUCUCUCUCAAGUUUCGACCCUUCUUGUCCUCUUAUUUUUUGAGGGUCCGUUAGUUGCUACAAUUGUUUAUUGGCGAUCAUAUCUCUUCGAAGUUCAAGGUUCGGGCUUGCUGCCCUUGCGAAGCAUACCUGUUUGAUGUUUCUGUAUAAGAUUAUAAAUGUUUGAUGUACGUUGGUUUCAAUUUUAAGAGAAUGUUGGUUUGUAAUUUGUUUGUUUAGGGCCUUUGUAUCGUGUAUCUAUCUGUUGCCAUUUCCAUCAUGAAGGGCUAUAAUUUGAUUUACUUGGUUUAAAGGUUUAUAAUUUAUAUUUUUAUCUAUUCAAA
Camellia sinensis is the source of this 1351-nucleotide messenger RNA. Its product is annotated as PHD finger protein ALFIN-LIKE 1. Gene Ontology annotation, cellular component: nucleus. Gene Ontology annotation, biological process: regulation of DNA-templated transcription. The record is from RefSeq and is a predicted model, not a curated record. Lineage: Eukaryota; Viridiplantae; Streptophyta; Magnoliopsida; Ericales; Theaceae. Gene Ontology annotation, molecular function: transcription cis-regulatory region binding; transcription coregulator activity; histone binding.